Molecule: messenger RNA, 3290 nt
Organism: Bubalus bubalis (water buffalo)
Lineage: Eukaryota; Metazoa; Chordata; Mammalia; Artiodactyla; Bovidae
Gene: CDCA7
Product: cell division cycle associated 7
Exons: 10
Coding region: 732-2009 (425 amino acids)
Biological process (GO): regulation of DNA-templated transcription
Cellular component (GO): nucleus
Source: RefSeq, a predicted model, not a curated record
CUAAUCAGUAGAGAGGAGCUCUGAGGAGCUGUAAAGAAUGGAAGACUGUACAAAAGGGUAGAAAAGGGAGAGAGAUAAAGAAAGAGUGCAUUGUUUCAGGCAAGGUUACCUUCUUAGAGGGGACGGAAGGGGUCUACUGGGUGGAUUACAGUGCUGACCAGGUAAUUCUAGACCGGUUAAAGAUUACAUUCCUGGGAGAGCUAAAACUUCUAUCAGGCUAGGUGCUGAGUCUUGGUUUGCUCAAGCGACUCCAUCUGGGGCCUGUAGCGUCUUUUUUAACAAAAUAAAUUCCCAGAGGAAAUAUAAUGCAAACAAGAGAAUGCAGACAAAAGAAAGAGCAAAUCCUUCAGUUGCCUCAGACUAGCCUGGAGGGCUGGUUAAAACAGCCUGCUGGGCUCAUCCCUAGAGUGAAUGAUUUGGCAAGUCUGGGGUGGGGCCAACAAUCAUUUGCAUUUUUAACUUGUUCCGAGACCUUGGCUAAAGCUAAGUGUUGGGAACCACACUCUGAGAACACUGAUCAAAACCAGAGACAGGGAAAAAUAGUCUUGAACAAGAAAAGGAGGUAAAUUGAGAACAGAUGAAACUGCAGAGGUGUUUGUUGGUGGGACCUAGGCAAGAAACUGCUCCUUUUUUCUGACUGAAGUAGGAGGCGGAAUCCUCGGCCAAAAAAGCAAAAGGAUUGCAGCGCAAAGAAGAACUUCAAGAAAUUCAGAUAUGUGAAGUUGAUCUCCAUGGAAACCCCGUCAUCCUCUGAUGACAGUUGUGACAGCUUUGCUUCUGAUAAUUUUGCAAACACAAAACCUAAAUUCAGGUCAGAUAUCAGUGAAGAACUGGCAAAUGUUUUUUAUGAGGACUCUGAUAAUGAAUCUUUCUGCGGCUUUUCAGAAAGUGAGGUGCAAGAUGUGUUAGACCAUUGUGGAUUUUUACAGAAACCAAGGCCAGAUGUCACUAACGAACUGGCCAGUAUUUUUCAUGCCGACUCUGAUGAUGAAUCGUUUUGCGGUUUCUCAGAGAGUGAGAUACAGGAUGGAAUGAGGCUGCAGGCCAACCGGGAGGGCUGUCGGACCCGCAGUCAAUGCACGCGGUCUGGACCUCUCCGCGUGGCCAUGAAGUUUCCCACUCGAAGCACCAGGGGGGCAGCCAGCAAAAGGACAGUGCCUCCUGAACCCCCAGAGAAUUCUGUGACUGAUUCCAAUUCUGACUCGGAAGAUGAAAGUGGCAUGAAUUUCUUGGAGAAAAGGGCUUUAAAUAUAAAGCAAAACAAAGCAAUGCUUGCAAAACUCAUGUCAGAAUUAGAAAGCUUCCCUGGCUCCUUCCCUGGAAGGCGUUCCCUGCCAGGCCCCAGUUCACGUCCAAAGACCCCCAGGAGGCGCACAUUUCCAGGUGUCGCCUGCAGGAGAAACCCUGAGCGGAGAGCUCGUCCGCUCACAAGGUCUAGGUCCCGGGUCCUUGGGUCACUCAGGGACCUGCCCACAGAGGAGGAGGAGGAGGAGGAAGAGGAAGACAAGUACAUGUUGGUGAGGAAGAGGAAGUCCAUGGUUGGCUACAUGAAUGAAGAUGACAUGCCCCGAAGUCGUCGCCCCGGACCCAUGACCCUUCCCCAUGUUGUUCGCCCGGUGGACGAAAUCACGGAGGAAGAGUUGGAGAACAUCUGCAACAACUCCCGAGAGAAGAUCUAUAACCGUUCAUUGGGGUCAACUUGUCAUCAGUGCCGCCAGAAAACUAUCGAUACCAAGACAAACUGCAGAAACCCAGAGUGCUGGGGUGUUCGAGGCCAAUUCUGUGGUCCCUGCCUUCGAAACCGUUAUGGUGAAGAAGUCAGGGAUGCUCUGCUUGACCCAAACUGGCACUGCCCACCAUGUCGCGGGAUCUGCAACUGCAGCUUCUGUCGGCAGCGAGAUGGGCGCUGUGCGACUGGGGUGCUCGUGUACUUAGCCAAGUACCAUGGCUUUGGGAACGUGCAUGCUUACUUGAAAAGUCUAAAACAGGAGUUUGAAAUGCAAGGAUAAUAAUUGGAAGAUCCACUACCUGCCUUCCGCUUCACAAAUCUUCCUUGUUAAAGUCUUCAGUUUUGUCAUGUAAUUGAAACCCGGGUUAAGAAUUCUGAGGCUCGGUCUGUCUUAGAGGCAAAUCAAGUUGUUCCCAUUAAAUGCGCAUGUGUGUCUGGGCAUCACAGAAGUGUAGUGCCAGCUGUACUCUGCCCUCCUGCAGUUUCUCCUUUGCUUUUCUGCCCACCCCUCGCCCCAUGCCGUCCUCUUAUUUCCAGUGAUUCUCCUCCAUCAUUUAGUUUGGGAAUCCUUUUUGAACGAAGUUUUAUGAAAGCAUGUUGGAUUUAAUUGGCAUUGAAAAUAGCCCUGGAAUCCACGCAUAAAACCAAGCACUUAGAAACACAGUAGUAGUAUUAACUACCUCUAUCCAAUUUCAGAGACUGUCCCUGUAACUUGCUCACAUGUAAACACUGGGUCUGAUAUAGUGUUUGUCAACCUUUUUAGCAGAAUCAUGGCACAAAAGUUGUAAGACCGUGUGGAAAAAUUAGGUGAUUGUUGGCAAGUAGAGCAUAUGACUGUGGAGGCUUCUGAGGAUAAUAUUUCAUGUAUUUUGCUUGUCACAGUUGAGACUUAGUUGGUGCUGAUUUCCCCUGCCAUGUGCAUCUGGCCCACACGGUCACAAUAUGAAGGUUCGAGGACAGUACUAAGCUUGAAAUCAUUGUAGAAAAGCCAUCCUAGGAAAUUGAGAUGGGGAGGCUUCGGGAGUAGGCCAAUCUUUGAAUUCAUGGAAUAAAACCUCAGGAUAAUUGAGUUUGCCAAGUUUAUUUCAGUUCAUAACAUCAGGUGUUUCAAAUAAAUUCUUGGUUAUUUUGCAUGGAAAAUUGAUACUUAAACUCAGCUACAAUCCUUCGCAGUUUUUGCUUUCUUGAAGAAAUUAUAAGCCAGGCAUAGAGGAUUCAUGUUCAGGUUUGAAGCACUUUUAAAACUGAGAAGUGUCUUUUUCGGAGAGGGGUGACUGUCACCAGUUUGCGAACUUGCCAUCUCUGCCAGCUUAGUUUCUGGGCAGAGUCGUGUGUUGUCUCUCCCUGGCCCUGUUUUGGCACGAAUCAAACCUUUCGUAGAGGUAGACUCAGAGUGCGUGUGUGUGCAUUUUGCUUUGCAUCUGCAGCCUGUAGCUCUGCCGGUUCGGUUUGGUGUUUGGUGCAUAAUUGGACCUUGAAUCAAUACAUGUAAAUAGAACUUUUGAUCUGUUACACUUUUAUACAAAGUUUUUUUAUUUUAAUAAUAAAACAUUUUGUUUUA